GUUCCCUAAUUCUUGCCUGACUUCUCAAUGGUGGAGUCAUUUGUCAGUUACAGGGUGGUCUUGUGAAGUUUUCAUUGAAGGAUGAGAAAAGUAUAAUCAUACGAGAGAGUAAAACAUUCAUGCUGUACGGGAGCUGGGGCGUGAGCGAAGACUGUUAUGUAGGCUUUUCCAUAGGAAAGCAUAGUCACGCUUUUACGCACUUCCAGGUGUCUUCUCUUACCAAACUAAAAGUGAAUAAAGAAACCUGACGCUUGACAAACUGUGCUCACUAUCCAAGGCCGGGAUUAUGAAUUUGCAACUUGUUGAUUGUUUUUCAUAAUUGUUUUCUAUCUUAAGCGCGGUGCUGGAGUUAUUUAUUUACUAUUAGGCCUAUGCGCGAUCCAUAAUCAAGACAACCGUUAUCAGCAGGUAGUCUAAUGUGGAUCAAUUGCAAUGUUGUUGAUUUGCUGUUACAACCACACUUUUUUUCUGCAAGAAAUUGUAGGCUGCUCCGCGUGACGAGUGUUAUCCUACUGGUCCAGAUGUUUGGGAUAUUGGAUGUGGGGUGUUGAAACUAGGAUAGAGGACGCUGCCGUGCCUAAACUUUACUCGGCUGUUGGCUAUGGUUUAUCAAAAGCGCUGUUUUGGACUUGGACUUCUAAAAAUAAUGUCGGAGACACCAACGGGACAAUGCCCUCUCACCUGGACGUUGGAGAGAGCUGGACGGGUGCAUUGAGAUUCCCUUAUGCCAGAUAGCAGCGUAUCAUCAUUAAAUAGCUUUUCUGUUUAUAUUUCAUAAAUCCUAAGGAAUGGUUUCCCAGGUGGUGUGCGGACUGGUCUUCAGGCUGCUGCUGCCAGUUUGUCUCGCUGCAGCUUGUCUGUUCCGGUACAAUGGGUUCUCUUUUGUCUACCUCAUCUACCUCCUGCUCAUCCCACUGUUCCCAGAACCCACCAAAACGACAAUGCAAGGUCACACAGGGUGCCUGGUUAAGUCCCUGUGCUUCACCAGUAUGGCUUUCCUGCUGCUGCACAUCAUCUACCAGGUUACCAUCAACAGUCUGCUAGCAGGAGACAACAUAGAACCCAACUUCAACUGUUCAACAUGGGAGAAGUCGGUGCGACAGCUGGGCUUGGAAAGCGUCCGGGGUGCCGAUGCAGGAAAUGGAAUCCGUGUGUUCAUGCCAGACAUCGGCAUGUUCGUGGCGGGCCUGGUCACGUGGCUGCUGUGUCUGAGUCUGGAGGAGAAGCCGCAGGUGAAAGACAAAUCACAGCAGCAUGACGUCGAAUGCGAGUCAGACAGUCAGGUGAGCUCAUCAUCUCUCUACAGACAAACUUCUGCCCCUGGCGUAACUGGAUUUACAGGGGAACCCCACACUCCCAACACCUAUACACACCCAUACACCCUACCCUCGUAAAUGUUGUACUCAAUACAGGCCAGGAACUCACGAAAGAGUAGUGACAAGACUAACAGAGCCCAAAGAAAGGAAAUACUUUUAACGUUCAUAUAUAAAUACAUUAUAUAUACAAAAGUAUGUGGACACCCCUUCAAAUUAGUUGAUUUUAAUAUUUCAGCCACAUCAGUUAGUCAAAUGUAUGCCCUGCUAGAGCUGUCAAUUGUGAAUGCUGUUAUUGUGAAGUGGAAAUGUCUAGGAGCAACAACGGCCCAGCCCGCAAAGUACUAGGCCACACAAGCUCACGGAAUGGGACCGCCGAGUGCUGAAUCACGUAGCACGUAGAAAUCUGCUGUCCUUGGUUACAACACUCACUACUGAGUUCCAGACUGCCUUUGGAAGCAAUGUCAGAAC
Messenger RNA from Oncorhynchus tshawytscha (Chinook salmon), 1784 nucleotides. Its product is annotated as piezo-type mechanosensitive ion channel component 2. The coding region runs from base 789 to 1394 and encodes 201 amino acids. The record is from RefSeq and is a predicted model, not a curated record. Lineage: Eukaryota; Metazoa; Chordata; Actinopteri; Salmoniformes; Salmonidae. The transcript has 5 exons.